Aspergillus uvarum CBS 121591 is the source of this 2618-nucleotide messenger RNA. RefSeq lists its product as uncharacterized. The record is from RefSeq and is a predicted model, not a curated record. The coding region runs from base 147 to 2618 and encodes 823 amino acids. Gene Ontology annotation, molecular function: NADP binding; oxidoreductase activity, acting on the CH-OH group of donors, NAD or NADP as acceptor; NAD binding. The transcript is spliced from 5 exons. Lineage: Eukaryota; Fungi; Ascomycota; Eurotiomycetes; Eurotiales; Aspergillaceae.
CCUGUUCCAAAUGGUGCUAUAAAGCUUCGCCGGUUUUCUAUCCUCCAUCCUCUCAUCUUCUCGCCUCCUUCCUUACAUCCACCAAUCCUCCCAUCCAAAACCACCAACAAAAACCCACGAUACCUGCUCCAAACCGAUUUCCAACAAUGCCACCCUUCAACAUCCUCAUCGUCACCAACAGUGAACCAGACCAAGCCAACCAGACCCUCGCGAUCGCGCACGAGUUCCUCGCCCACAGCCACAACAUCCGCGUGCACAUCGCCUCCUUCGCCGAGCUGGCCCCCUCGAUCAAGCAACUAAACCACGACCGCACGACCCACCACGAAGCAACCUUCCACAGCCUACCGGGGCCGUCCAAGCGCGAGGCCUCCGACAAGAACGGUUUCUCCCAGCAGAACGCAUUCCACGCCCACAGCAGUUUUAUGGGUAUCCUCCGAACAUACACCCAGCUGCUCCCGCAAUCCCGCAUCCCCUGGACGGGGCCUGAGUACGUCACGCUCUACAACCACAUCGGGAUCAUCGUGGCGGAUAUCUUCCCCCUGGUGAUCGUAAUCGACGCGACCCUAGCCCCCGGGGUGGAUGUCUGCCGGACUCUGAAGUGGAGGCAUGUGCUGAUUCCACCAGCAACGCUCAUCUUCAUGGACUAUAGCCUCGGACCCAGAUUCCUCUCCCUGAAAAACCUAACCCUAGGCCUCCUCCUCCAUCUAGGAACCACCCACUCCCCGCACCUCCAACAAAUCCAAACCGCGCGGCGCGCAAGAGGUCUCACCGGCCUCAUCCCCGACCCCCAGGCCUCCUUCCCCCAGCCCCGCGACGAGCGUCCGCUCCUCCUCCUCCUCCCCACCCACCGCACCUACGACCCCAUCCCGACCCCAAUUUCUGCUGGAGUCAUCCACUGCGGCCCCAUCACCCUUCCCCUCCGCCCGAUAGGCAAAACCCACCCCGACCUAGCCCUCUGGCUCCGCCAGCGGCCCACCGUGCUCAUCACCCUCGGCCCCGACACCCGCUACCCGGCGCGCGAGCAGAUCGCGUUCGCCACGGCCAUCACCGCGGUGCUGGCCGCCAAGCCGCUGGUGCAGGUGCUGUGGCUGAUGAAGCCUGAACCGACCAGCUUUGAGGUUGGUUGCUGCUCGGACGGGCUGAUGGAUGCGAAGGUUCUAAGACUGAAAGCGAAGGUCUCCCCGCGCAACCGUCUGCGGAUUUACGCCCGGCUGCCGGCGGAGACGCUGGCCAUGCUGGCGAGUGGGAAUGUGGGGUGUGUGGUGCAUCGUGGGGAAGCCCGGGUGUUUGGGGAGGGGGUCAGAGCGGGGAUCCCGCAGAUCGUGCUCCCGAUGUACCUCGCGGACUAUGAAUAUGCGCAGCGCGUGGAGGAUUUGGGGAUCGGGGUUGGGGUUGGGGUUAGGAGGAAGGGGGCGGGCGGUAGGGUUACCGGGGAGCAGGUGGAGAAGGCGAUGCUGCAGGUGCUGGAUGAGGAGGCAGGCGAGAACAUGCGCGAAAGGGCGGAGGCGCUUGCGGUGAGGUUGCUGAGGAAGGAUGGGAGGGUUGUUGCGCAUGAGCGGGAUGCCCGGUUGCCGGAUCUUCCCCGCAACUUAAAUGCCCGCCCGCUGCAUCCCACUACGUCUUGCCCCUCAUCAACAACAAUUCCUGUCUGCAUUGCAUCUGCAUCCUCCCUUUCCUCUACGUUCAAAAUGGCAAACGAACGCAUCGCCUGGAUUGGCCUGGGUAACAUUGGCCGCGGCAUGUCCCGCAACAUCGCCACCAAAGGCCCGCAAACCAGCCCGAUCACCCUCUACAACCGCACCACCGCGCGCGCCGAGUCCUUCGCCGCCACGCUGCCCGCCAACCGGGCGACCGUCGCGACCGCCCUCCCCGCCGCCGUCUCCGCGGCGACCAUCAUCUUCAUUUGCGUGGGCGACGACCCAGCCCUCGACGCCAUCAUCACCACCCUCACCUCCGCCCCGGACCUAGACCUGACCUCCAAAAUCCUGGUCGACUGCUCCACCGUCCACCCGGACACCUCCCGGCGCAUCGCCAGCACCCUCACCGAAAGGGGGGCCAGCUUCCUCGCGUGCCCGGUCUUCGGCGCCCCCGCCGCCGCCGACGCCGGCCAGCUGGUGGUGGUCCCGGCCGGUCCGCAGGAGGCCAUCGCCCGCAUCGCCCCCUUUCUCGAGGGUGUCGUCGCGAAAGCCGUGGUGCCGAUGCCCGGCGCGGACGUGGGGCGGGCCACCACCCUCAAAGUCCUGGGCAACACCUUCAUUUUGAAUACCGUCGAGAGUCUGGCGGAGGGGCUGGUGGCGGCCGAGAAAUCCGGUCUCGGGGCCGGAGUCUACCAGGAGUUUAUCCAUCGGAUGUUCCCCGGCCCGUUCGCGGCGUACGCGGACCGGAUGGUCACCGGGGAUUACUUCAAGCGCGAGGAGCCGCUGUUCGCGGUGGAUCUGGCCCGCAAGGAUCUGCGGCAUGCGGGGAGUCUGGCGGCCGCCGCGGGGAUGCGGUUGCGCAGUGUCGAGGUGACGGAUGGGUAUUUGCAGGAGGUUAAGAGGGAGAAAGGGGAGAAGGGGGAUAUUGCGGCGGUGUAUGGGGCGGUGCGGAAGGAGGCGGGGUUGGGGUUUGACAACUGA